Messenger RNA from Colletotrichum paranaense, 1233 nucleotides. RefSeq lists its product as uncharacterized. NCBI's taxonomy places the organism in Eukaryota, Fungi, Ascomycota, Sordariomycetes, Glomerellales, Glomerellaceae. The transcript has 5 exons. Bases 1 to 1233 code for a protein of 410 amino acids. The record is from RefSeq and is a predicted model, not a curated record.
AUGUACUUGUUGUACAAAACGAUAACCCGAGCGACGAUACCACCGUUUCCCAUACUACCGCGCGACGUCGACCCCUCUGACGAUGUCGUCGAUAACCACGACAUUAGCGCCAUAAUAGUAGCAACAGUGGUUCCGACAACCAUCAUAUCUACGUUAUUCGCAUUUGCGCGGUUGUACGUCAAGGGAUGGAUCCAGCGCCGGAUUCAAUAUGACGACGGGAUUCUCCUGGCAGCGGUGAUGGCGGGUUGGACGGCGACUGGGACGACGCUGAAGGCUGUCGCGCUCGGCAAUGGGAAACACGUUGGUAUGCUCACUGAUGAGCAGAAAGAAGAGACACUAAGAUGGACGAUAUUUUCAUUUGGCUUUGGAAUCAUUGCGCUGGCUUUGCCGAAGCUCGCCGUAGUGGCGCUGAUGAACCGGCUACUCAACCCAAGACGACUUCACCGACUUUUUCUUUGGACACUGGGCUUGUUAUGCUGCGUCGGAUUGCUCGGAAAUGUGAUUGGGCUCUUUGCGGAGUGUCCGCAAGAAGCUGUGGUGAACAUCACCGCCGGACGUAGAGCGAAUUCACUAACCAGCGUGACAUAUCUAGGCAUAUCCGCUGCUACGAAUGCUUAUCUCGCCAUCUACGUGGCACUAUCCGUUCGGAGGCUGAAGAUUGCACGAAGAAAGAGGCUGGCUAUCACGAUUUCUCUUGUUCUGGGUCUACUUGCAUUGUUUACCGCCUUAUUCAAAUGCACAAGACUAAAGUCCCUAGGAAGCCCCGACUUCACUUACGACUCAGCGGACCUUGUAAUAUGGACGAGUCUUGAGGCAGACGUCGUCAUUAUCGCCGCAUGUAUUCCAGCACUACAGCCUCUGGUCGAUCAUCUCUUCCCAGGGCACUUCUCAACUCCGAUGCCAUCUCCAACUAUGCCGGCUUCACCGACCUCUACUGCCUCGAGAAGGAAGCUAUGGCCUGGUCCCACAUGUGGCGACCUUGAGGCCGCAAGAGAUUUUAGCCUAUCUCCACAGGGUCUUGAGAUGAUCAUGAUCGAGAAGGAAUUUGAGAUUGCCUACAGCAGAACUACAGUGAAGAGAUCCUGCACAUCCGACACAUGGAUUUCGGAAUUGCCGGAUGAGGAGAAGUUCAGGAUAGUAAAGGAUCAUGGGCCCGAUGGGUCAAUCACGACGACGGUGGUGGUGAGAUCUGCAACUCGUCCACCGGAUCAUCCGGCUUUUCCGCCUCAAUGA